Molecule: messenger RNA, 1962 nt
Organism: Trametes versicolor FP-101664 SS1
Lineage: Eukaryota; Fungi; Basidiomycota; Agaricomycetes; Polyporales; Polyporaceae
Product: FAD/NAD-P-binding domain-containing protein
Exons: 10
Coding region: 1-1962 (653 amino acids)
Molecular function (GO): monooxygenase activity
Source: RefSeq, a predicted model, not a curated record
AUGCCCUCUGCAGAACUUCCGAAACACGCUCAGAUCCUCGUCAUUGGCGGCGGUCCCGGUGGCAGCUAUACCGCCUCCGCCCUUGCUCGCGAAGGUUAUGAUGUCGUCCUUUUUGAGGCCGCAAAAUUCCCGAGAUACCAUAUCGGCGAAUCUCUCAUACCAUCCGUCAGACAUUUCCUACGCUUCAUAGAUGCGGAACACAAAGUCAUCAAGCAUGGUUUCGCCCGUAAACCCGGCUCCGCAAUCAAAUUCAACCAGUAUAUGCAAGAAGGAUACACGGACUUCGUCGCGCUCGGCGCGUCUAACAGCGCAUGGAACGUCGUCCGGUCCGAGUUCGACCACCUACUCUUGCAGCACGCCGCAGCAUCCGGCGCCCAUGUGUACGAGCAGACGCGUGUCACCGAAAUCCACUUCGAGGAAACCCCUCCCGCCUCCCCCAUCCAGCCGCGCAUCGACUCCCCGCUCUCUCGCCAAUGCCAAGACGAGCGUCCCACCCGGCCGGUACCGCGCCGGCGGACGAGCGCUGUCGAAUUUGCACUCAACGACGGUCCGAGCGCAGACUCCCUCGGCCGCCCCCAGAGCGUGAGCUACGAGACGGCGUUCGGUGGCACGGGCGAGAUCACCUUCGACUACCUCGUCGACGCCAGCGGACGUGCUGGUCUGAUGAGUACGAAAUAUUUGAAAAACCGCAAGUUCAAUGCUUCGCUCAAGAACGUCGCGGUAUGGGGGUACUGGAAAAAUACGGGCAUGUAUGGCCAGGGAACUGACAGGGAAAACGCGCCCUUCUUCGAAGCACUCAGUGAUGAGUCCGGGUGGGCGUGGUUCAUUCCCCUCCACAAGGGCCUCACAUCCGUUGGCAUCGUUAUGGACCAAAAGCAACUCGGUAUCCGGUCCCGUGCUUCAUCAUCCGCUAGUGGUUCCCCCUCUCUUGGCAACAGCGUCCGCCGUGAUACUCUCUCAGCGCGCACAUCCUCCACUCUAGCGGAGCGCUAUCUGUCGUUCCUGGAACUGGCCCCUGGCGUGCUUGAUCUCAUCGGCGAUGGCGAACUAGUGUCACUGAAGACCGACGAAGACGAUGACGAGGAUGCGGAGAUCCCGGUAGCGAGGAGUGCCAGCGACUACAGCUACUCCGCAUCACAUUACGCCGGUCCCGGGUGGAGGUUGGUCGGGGAUGCUGGAUCCUUCAUCGACCCGUUCUUCUCCUCAGGGGUGCACCUGGCCAUGACCGGCGCACUAUCAGCUGCUGCUUCAAUCGCUGCCUCAAUUCGAGGAGACUGCCCGGAGGCGGACGCAGCGGCUUGGUACAGCAGCCGCGUGUCCGUUUCCUACACGCGCUUCUUGAUAGUCGUUCUGAGUGCAUACAAGCAGAUCCGGUGCCAGUCCGAGGGCAUCCUUGCCGACGUCGACGAGGACAACUUCGACGCAGCAUUCGCUUUCCUCCGACCAGUGAUCCAAGGCGGAGCCGACAUGGGCGCGCGCCUCUCCGAAGACGAAGUGCAGCGCGCGCUCGACUUCUGCGUGCACCUCUUCGACCCCACCACGCCCGAGCAGCACGAGAGCGCGCGGCGCAAGAUCGAGCUCGCGAGCGGCCUCGUCGGUGCCGCCCACGACGCCGCGGUGCCUGACGCGGACCCGCUUCGCCUCCUCGACGUCCGCGCGCCCGUGGUCGACCCCGUGCACCUCGAGCAGCUGCUGCGUCAGCAGCUGCACCUGCAGGAGAACCUCCCCGCCUCCGCGUCGGGUGCGCACGGCGGCCCGCCGCGCCCCCCAGACAUCGUCACGCAGGAGCUGAGCAUGGUGCUCAAUAAGGUGAACGCGCGCCGCGUCAUCCACUCUGAGCAUGGGAACGGGCUGAACAGCCUGGAGGAGGAGGAGCUCGCGGGGUACGCGUUGCGUCUGCGCCUGGGCGAGCUCGGCCUGCGUCGGGCGGGCGGGGACAAGGGAGCGGGUACCAGGCCAUGA